AGUCCGCACCACUGCUGCAUCGCCAUUUCUCCGUCCCAAAACCCUAGGCUAGUCCCCCCCUCGGCACCUGAUCGAUCGGAAGGCCAUGGCGACGGCGAGGCUCCGAUCCGCGGCCUCCCUCCGCGGGGCUAUCCUCCGCCACUUCUCCGUGGGUCCCGCCUCGACGGCGCACGCCGUCUCCCGGGUCCCAGAUUUCCAUGUUCAUCAGUCUAUUAUGUGGAGGCAUUUCUCAACGUCUAGGCCUAAUUCUCUUGCAAGGCAUGACAACUUUGGUCUGGUUGCCUGCUUGCACACUCAGAUAAGAUGGGCUUCGCAGGCUGCUGCUGUGAAAGAAACUGAAGCCAGUGGUAGCAAGAUAAGCAUUGGACCCAAACCCAAACAGAUCAAGGAGGAUGACGAAGAUGCUAACCUGGUAUAUCAAGGGCCAAUAUCAUCAACCAUAAAGAAAGUGAAGCUUCUCUCUCUGUCCACCUGCUGCCUCUCUGUGUCACUAGGGCCAGUGAUAACAUUCAUGACUUCACCUGACAUGAAUGUGAUCCUCAAGGGAGCGGUUGCAUCCACCGUCAUUUUCCUCAGUGCCACUACAACUGCAGCCUUGCAUUGGUUCGUGAGCCCAUACAUUCACAAGCUCCGGUGGCGUCCUGGUUCAGAUAGCUUUGAGGCUGAGGUGCUGACAUGGCUAGCUACUCCCCUCAAAAGGACUGUCAAGUUUGCCGAUGUCAGGCCUCCCGAAACAAACAGGCCUUUUGUCACCUUUAAGGCUGAGGGGAACUUCUACUUUGUCGAUGCUGAACACUUCUCAAACAAGGCCUUGUUGGCUAGGCUAACACCCCAGAAGCUUCCCCAUGAGUCUGCGUUCAAGAACUUGUGAUUGGAAGUUGUUCCACUUGCCCAUGCCUUCACUUUUGGUCGUGAGCCUUCGUAGGCCGUUUGAAAACAUCUCUGUGAUAAUUCUUCCUGCUAAUACUUUCCUGAAGACGUGUUACUAUAUAUUUGUAAUGUUGCUUACAUUCUAUAUGUGGAGAUUUGCUAGCUGUUCUAGCAGUUUAGUUUAGGAAACACUAUGAGUUCUGGUGUUGACAGUUGGGUCUGCACUUUGAAUAAGUAGGUGGUAAGAUAUCUGCCUGGGAUCUUUAAAUGUCUUUUUAUAUCUGAAAUUGUCAUACUUCGCCUUGCUGCCGGCAAUGGCUUGAAAUCUGAUUGCUCAAAUGUAAGCUGGUGCUCCUGUGUUGCCUUGGGGCAGCAUGAUAACUAUUUGCGUUGGGGGCAUGAUAACAUUAGAGUCGUUGUA
Messenger RNA from Sorghum bicolor (sorghum), 1291 nucleotides. RefSeq lists its product as uncharacterized. Lineage: Eukaryota; Viridiplantae; Streptophyta; Magnoliopsida; Poales; Poaceae. Bases 86 to 871 code for a protein of 261 amino acids. The record is from RefSeq and is a predicted model, not a curated record. Gene Ontology annotation, biological process: mitochondrial proton-transporting ATP synthase complex assembly. Gene Ontology annotation, cellular component: mitochondrial membrane. The transcript has 2 exons.